AUGGCUACCCUCACCACCAUCACGACUAUGACCAUCAUAGUUACGGCCAUCACUACCACACCUACCACAACAGCUACCACCACCUCAACGACAAUCACCACCACGUGCACUCUGAUUGGAGGCCCGAAAGCUAUGACUGCCAAGAUGGCAGCAGCAAUUUGUGGGGCGACAACAAAAAACUGUACUGCUGCAAGAACCAGAACGUUGGUUGUGAUUCUGCACCGAAAUACGAUUGUGGAGCAGGUCUGUUGA
This is a messenger RNA of Cladocopium goreaui, 252 nucleotides long. Lineage: Eukaryota; Dinophyceae; Suessiales; Symbiodiniaceae. The record is from the annotation of a GenBank genome assembly.